GCCUUUUUUUUUUCUUUCAUUACCUGCCUCGUUUCCCCUGCUCAACGUCUUCUUCCUUCAUUCUUUCCCUCUGUGCUUUACUCAAAUUGAAUAGCUGUGGACGUUAGCUCAAGUUAUUGAGUUGAAAUAAAUGAUCUGUUUCUGGUGAUUCGCUGGCCUGGAUCUAAAACUUUUCUGUAAUCUUGCCCUUUCUUCUUACGAUUUGGCUAGCGGACUCGGGAUAAAUCUUAAUUCAUUUUCUGGUUGUUGAUCUUCGUGAUAUAAGUUGCAGGUAAACAGACAAAAGAAGGGGAAAUUUGAGAUUCUCAUAAUGGAAGUAGAUCCUGAUGCAGAUGUUGACGAACAUGGAACUGAAGACAUUGGGCAGUAUGUGGGAGAAAGCAUGACAAAUGAUGGGGAGGUUCACACAACUGAAACUGUUGGGCAAAAUCUGGGCGAAGUCACGACAAAUGAUGAAGAAGUUCAUGCAAGUAAAGAUGGGCAGAAUGUGGGUGAAAGUAUGAUAAAUGAUGGAGAAGUUCAUGCAUUUGAAGAUGUUGGGCAGGAUGUGGGUGAAAGUAUGACAAAUGAUGAAAAGGUUCAUGGUGAAGAUGAAAGGAGUGCAGAUGUUCCAAAAGGGAUUAUGCACUUCAAGCCAUCUAAAGGAAUGGAAUUUGAAUCACUUGAGGAAGCAUAUUCCUUUUAUAGAGAAUAUGCUAGGAUUGCAGGAUUUAACACCAUAAAGAAAAACAGCUCACGUUCAAAAUCAAGUGGGGAAUUCACCCAUGCCACUUUUGCAUGCUCUAGACAAGGGAUAAAGCGAAACUCAGCUGGUGUCAGUAAACCACGCCCUUGUUAUAAGAUAGGUUGUGAGGCAUGCAUGCAUGUAACCAAGAGGAAACAUGGAAAAUGGGUAAUAAAUAAAUUCAACGAUGAGCAUAACCAUGAGCUUUUGCUAACCCAAUUGCGUUUUUUUGAAAACUUCAGGAGUAUAAGUCCAAUUAACAAGAGCAAUGUAGAAAAGGACAUGAGAAGUAGUUUUGAUAAGGAAGGACAUCUGGCUAUAGACACAGAGGAUACACAAGCUAUGCUCAAUUACUUCAUUCAUAUGCAAAAUGAGAAUCCAAACUUCUUCUAUGCAAUUGAUUUGAAUGAUGAACAGCAUCUAAGAAAUGCAUUCUGGGUUGAUGCUAAAGGUCGACAAGAUUAUGUUCAUUUUGGUGAUGUAGUAUCAUUUGAUACAACAUAUCUCACCAAUGGAUAUAAAAUACCAUUUGUACCUAUUAUUGGAGUAAAUCAUCAUUUCCAGUGCACGGUGCUUGGAUGUGCUUUGCUCGCAGAUAUGACUACACAAACAUUUGUUUGGUUAAUGCAGACAUGGCUUAGGGCAAUGGGUGGAAUAGCUCCAAAAACAAUAGUUACUGACCAAAAUGAAGCUAUAAAAGCAGCUAUUGCACAGGUUUUUUCUAAUGUCCGUCAUCGAUUUUGUUUGUGGCAUAUUUUAAACAAGAUACCUGAGAAGCUUGGUCAUGCAACUAAAAAGCAUGGAAACUUUAUGGUGGAAUUUGACAAAUGCAUUUAUAGGUCAUGGACAGAGGAAGAAUUUGAAGACCAAUGGUCCAAAAUGGUCCACAUUUUUGAACUUAGUGGAGAUGAAUGGCUUAAAUCAUUAUAUGAAGACCGAAAACAAUGGGUGCCAACUUUCAUGAGAGAUAAUUUUUUUGCUGGGAUUUCCACUACUCAGCGAUCUGAAAGCAUAAUCUCUUAUUUCGACAAGUUCAUGUACAAGGAAACAAGCUUGAUAGAGUUCGUUGAACAAUGCAGAGUUGCCCUCCGUGAUAGAUAUGAGAAAGAAUCCAAAGCAGAAUCUGAUUCAUGGCAUGGGACACCAGCAUUGAAGUCUUAUUCACCUUAUGAGAAACAAAUGUCAACAAUCUACACUCAUGAAAUAUUCAAGAAAUUUCAAGUUGAAGUUUUGGGAAUAGUUUCAUGCCAAGUAAGAAAAGACAAAGAAGAUGGGACUACUACAGUGUUUAGGGUUGAAGAUUUUGGAGUGCAGCAGGACUUCAUUGUGGCAUGGGAUGAGACAAAAUCAGAGAUUUCAUGCUUAUGCCAUUGUUUUGAAUAUAAUGGCUUUCUUUGCAGACAUAUGAUGGUUGUUCUCCACACUUCAGCUGUUUCUGAAAUCCCAUCCCACUAUAUAUUGAAGCGAUGGACAAAGGAUGCAAAAAAUUGGCAAGUUAUGAAUCAAAGAUCAGGGGAGGUGCAAUAUACAGAGCAACGGUACAAUGACAUAUGCCAACGGGCUCUCAAAUUGGGUGAAUAUGGAUCAAUAUCUCUAGAGAGCUACAAUCUUAUAGUUCUUAGAGUUGAAGAACUUCUGAGGCAAUGUGAAAACAUGCAUAACUCUGUUAAUGCUGCAGCACCCACUAUGCCUGUAGUGGAAAAGCAAGGAAAGAGGAGAAAUACAAAUAACAAAAAGCCAGCUGCAACAAAGCAACCCCCCAAAAAAAGAAAGGAGCAAUCUAUUCUAAGCCUUGAUGGUUACCAUAAUGGCACUGAGCAGAACAUGCAAGGCUACUAUGAUGGCACUCAACAAAGAAUGCAGGAGCUGGGACAAAUAAGUUCAGUGCCUUUAAGCCUUGAUAGUUACUAUGAUGAUCAAGGGAGCAUGCAAGCAACAGGAGAAAUAAACUCAAGGGGGCUAAUUUGUGAUGAUUCUUUUGCCACUGAACAAAAUACAGAGACACUACUUUUGCAGGCAGGCUCCAGGUUAGGAUCAAGGCCAUUAGAUGACAUGAUGUCAGCACAUUUGCAUGAAAAGGAUCUCUUUCUUUAACAGCACUCUGUCAAGGUGAUUUCAUGUCUCUUAAAUUCUUAAUGCUUUUAGUGGAGGAAAGAGCAAGAUAUCCUACUUGUUGACUAAUAUGAAAGAUCAAAAACAACAUUCUGUCAAGGAAAAAAAAUCAUAAUAAACAUAUUCUGUUGUAUC
Nelumbo nucifera (sacred lotus) is the source of this 2971-nucleotide messenger RNA. NCBI's taxonomy places the organism in Eukaryota, Viridiplantae, Streptophyta, Magnoliopsida, Proteales, Nelumbonaceae. The record is from RefSeq and is a predicted model, not a curated record.